Messenger RNA from Nymphaea colorata (pocket water lily), 1152 nucleotides. Its product is annotated as light-harvesting complex-like protein 3 isotype 1, chloroplastic. Lineage: Eukaryota; Viridiplantae; Streptophyta; Magnoliopsida; Nymphaeales; Nymphaeaceae. The record is from RefSeq and is a predicted model, not a curated record. The transcript is spliced from 3 exons. Bases 164 to 919 code for a protein of 251 amino acids.
GCCAAGAAGCCAAGCCUGUUCCUCUCCCUAUUCUGAGGUGAGGAUUGAAGCUCUGUGUCACUUGGCAGCAGCAUGGCCGUGGCGUUCUAGUGUGCUGAAACAUCAGUUCCAUUCCUCAUCCUCACCAGGAAGGAAGCGCAGAAGGGAAUCCAUCGCUCGAGCCAUGGCUGCCAUGCUAAGUCUACCUUCCCUCCCUUCCGUUUCUUCAGCUUCUAGGAGGCCCUCCCUGCUCAGUACCCACCUGAAAUUCCCCCAUCUUUCCUCUAGAGUGGCCUUCCUGCCGCCUGCAAAGGCCACGGAUAAUGGGUCUGGAAUAGCGGGUGCCUCUACUUUGGAGGCGAAGGUGGUAGAGAAGGAGUCUCCUCCUUCGUCUCCCCCUCCUCCGAAAUUGGAGUCUUCUGGCUCCGUGAAUGGUGCACCGGCAUUUGAGGAUUCCAGGUGGGUGAAUGGGACAUGGGAUCUGCAGCAGUUCCGGAAGAAUGGGGAGACUGAUUGGGAUGAAGUGAUUGUUUCUGAGGCUAAAAGGAGGAAAUGGCUUGAAGAGAAUCCUGAAUCAUCUAGCAAUGACAGGCUUGUAGUGUUUGAUACCUCAAUUGUACCUUGGUGGGCGUGGAUCAAAAGAUAUCACCUUCAAGAGGCAGAGAAGUUGAAUGGUCGCGCUGCUAUGGUAGGGUUCUUCAUGGCUUAUCUGGUUGAUAGCUUGACAGGGGUGGGCCUGGUAGAUCAGAUGGGAAAUUUCUUCUGCAAGCUUCUUUUGUUUGUUGCUGUAGCUGGAGUGCUUUUGAUCAGGAAAAAUGAAGACCUAGAGACACUAAAGAAUCUUGUGAGUGAAAUAACUCUUUAUGACAAGCAAUGGCAAGCUGCUUGGCAGGAUGAUGACUCCAGUAAUAGCACUACCACUGAUACCAAGAAAGAGUAGCCAGCUGAUAAUAUCGUUCAAGCCAUCUUUUCCCAAUUUUCGUGGCCAUGAAAGAGACAUUUUGCUUUCUGUUUAUCUAGUUGUUCCUUGUAAAGUUUUGUGUGGAACAAUGGAUUUAGAUGGGCUAUUCCUUUUGUUUCCGGUUCAGCCUUCUGUUGGUGAUUGCUAGUAGCAAAGUUCUUCAAACGUCUAUUGUGAAUUUCUUUUCUCAGACAUUUUCAGGAAUUCUUUUA